CAAAAUAAAGCCUGUGAAAGGGCCAUGAAAAAUCAAGAAACAACAUCUCAAAGAUCGUCUAUGCACAUUUGAUUACCUUUAACUUGUGAAUCUGAUCCUCUAAAGGAGCUAGGUUUCAAGACACAAGAAACUCCCUACUCUCGACCAUCAAGGCACUAAAAGUAAAUAUCACAUAUAACAGCAACAUUACUGUCAGCAUCAUCUCAGGCCUUCGAUUUCUUGCGAUCUCAGCUGGGAUCUGAGAAUGCUCGAGAAGUUCAUUCACACCGGUAGUAACGAGCAGAUCUCUGGCAGGGUUAAUUAUUGUUCCAUCUGGAAUGACAUCAUCAAUCAGAUUGGUUAACUGGCAGCUUCUUCAGGACCAGAAGCAGAAGAAUUACGGGCGUUGAUGCUGUUGUAGUAUCUUGAUAAUCGUCUGGUCUGGGGUUUGAACUUAGCAGGUUUCUUACGAAGACCGAAAAUCUCUUGAACCAGCGGGACGUGAACCAGCACCAGCUUCCAAGCUAACAACCAACCUGAGAACAUUAACAAAGGAAAAAACUCAUCAGAAUCCUAGCAAAAGAAUCCCUAAAAAGAUGAAUUUGAGUACAGGGGUGGCACCAACCGAGAGCUAUGAACACGAACACGAAGGAGAUGGCCGCAAUUGGACGGAGAAUCAGUAAGACGAUGUAAUCCACAGGCGACGGCGAACUCGAAGAGGAAGAAGUGGCAGCGGAAUCCAUUGACGACUAAGCGGUUCUAAAUAAUUUUGGCGGGAACAAAGAAGGACGGCUGAAGCUUCCCGGGGUUAACCAGAUCGUGCCUGAGAUGAACCGGGAUCGCGCCGGAGAUGACGUGCCCUAUCUAGUUCUGGCUCCGACGAACGAACAAGGCGACUGCUCCACCGUAAGAAAGCAGCAAUGGCGGUUUUAGCUCACUUCCAGAAGCUCCACUUCUCCACCUUCCUCUUAACCCGCGCACAACCGCCGCUGUCGUCUCUUUCGCGCCAAUUCAACUCUACCCUCUGCUCCAAGCUCUACCGACUGCCUACCCUAAUCAGGCCCCAAUCCGCCCUAUCCGCCGCCGAGCCCAUCCCGGUGACUCAGCUUCUCGAACCGCCGCCACCGGCGGAAACCCAGUCACCGAUUCCACUCGACAAGCUGUUCGUCCCGCCGGAGACGCAAGUCUCGCUCGACGACCCGACCACGAGGGUUCUCAGGGGCUCGAACAUAGUGCUGAGCAAGUACGCCAGGGAUGCUCAGGUGGUGCAGGCCGAGUUCGUGAAGAGCAGCGUGAGGACGGAGGAUUGCCCCUCCGAUGGGUCGCCGGAGUUCGCCCUCGUCGGGAGGUCGAACGUCGGGAAAUCUUCGCUUCUCAAUUCGCUGGUCAGAAGGAAGAAGCUCGCCCUCACUUCUAAGAAACCUGGGAAGACGCAAUGCAUAAACCAUUUCAGGAUCAAUGAGAGCUGGUUCUUGGUGGACUUGCCUGGAUACGGGUAUGCUUCUGCACCACACGAAUGUAGGACAGAUUGGGCCAAAUUUACCAAGGAUUACUUCCUCAACCGUUCAACAUUGGUCUCUGUGUUCCUUCUCAUAGAUGCAAGUAUCCCAGCGAAGAAGAUCGAUCUGGAGUAUGCAAGCUGGCUUGGUCAGAACCAGAUUCCGAUGACAUUAGUUUUCACGAAAUGCGACAAGAGGAAGAAGAAGAAGAACGGAGGGAAGCACCCGGAAGAGAAUGUGAAUGAUUUUCAGGAGCUGAUUCGUGGUUACUUCCAAACGACGCCCCCUUGGAUCAUGACGAGCAGCGUCACCAAUCAGGGUCGUGAUGAGAUACUGUUGCACAUGGCUCAACUGCGAAACUACUGGCUUAAACACUAAAAGGUCGAUUGCUGCACAGGAAGUUGUCAAUCCAAGGCUCUCAACUUUGUGAUAAUGCUCCAGUUAAACUUCCUGACUUGGUGGAAUGCUGGAAAGGGUUUGGUUUCUCCAACCCUUUGUUUGGCUCAGAAUGCUGCAAACUUGCUCACAAACUUCGCGGAGUCUUCUCGUCAAGCUAUCUUACCUUGCUCACAAGCUUCGCAGUGUCUUCUUGCCAUGUUUUCGAAAGAAAGGAUUCGAUCGAUGAAAGAAAAAGAAGAAGAGGAAGAAGAUGAUGAUGAUGCCUCGUCCCCGCUGAAAUCAGAGAUCGCAAAGCUUCGUAGACGAUGGGAGUUGGCCUCUGUUCUUAAUUUCUUCAAUGUUUUCGAGCCGGUUAUCGGUAAUGAUUCGUUGCUAUCCGCGGAGGAGAUCGAGACAGGUCUAGUCAAGCCAAAUGAAUCACUUGCGAAGCUCCACAUCAUGCUCUUAAAGGGGAUACCUCCAGUGAGCAAACUGUUGAAUCGUUCUGAUGGAUGGGUCACUGUUCUGUGUAAGAAACUGGCUCUAUGGUGGCCAUGGGUUGCUGAAGGUGAGAUACCACUGAUAGCAAGUCGAGGAGGUGACGAGAUAUCGAAAUACAAGGACGAAUUGGAUCCUGUGCACCGUCUGCUGCUCUUGAGGGCACUCUGUGAAGUCCGAGCUGAUCAAGUUGAUGCAUUGUCGUUCAUCAAUAGCGAGAUGAAGAAAGGAGGAGCUCAUCGAGUUUCUUCCUUUCGCAAGGAUAAGAUUGGAGGAGAUGGAAGCACAUCCUACUGGUGUGAUGGGAAUGCAGUUCUUGGUCACAGAUUGUACAGAGAAGUUACUGUAAGCAAAAGGAACAGUGCAAAAGCCAAAGCCAAAGGGAAAGCAUGUAAAGCCACAUCAUCAACCAGUCAGUGGGAGACCCUUGCUACUAAUCUCCAAGAAUUUCAGCAAGCUGUGGAAGAGCUGUCAUCUAGCAGGAGGAAAGCAGAAGCCUCUGUCUGCAACAAGAUUGAAGCUGAUGUCCUUCCUGAAAUGGAGAAACUCCAGAAGAAGAAAGAUAGGGCACUGAAGAGGAAACAAACACAGGAGAAGCUCUUGAAUGAUGUUAGGGCUUACACCACUACUGGGCUAACUCGAUCUUGUCGAAAUCGUCGACUAAUCAGUUACACAUUUGAUGAGUAUGACCGUGCCAUUGAUGAGGCUAUAAAACAACAACCAAAGUAAGGUUUGAUUUACUUGUUUGUAAAUGUCCAUGAAAAGUACUAUUGGAUCGUGAGCACCUGAUAUCACACUUUGUUGUAACAGGAAAAGGAAAAUGGUAAAAGAGCAGAAAACUAUUACAAUGGAACGUGUUGAGCAAGCAACAAGCCCUGAUUCUGGUACCGAGGAGUCGGGUGCUGAUACAGAGUCGAAAGGAACUGAUGACCAUGAUGAUCAAGGCAACUCCUCAUCAGAUGAUGAUGGAAGUGGAUCAAGUGGCCAAAAAGAAGUGGGUGAUGAUGAAGAAGAAGAUGAUGAUGAUGAUGAUGAUGGCGACGACGAUGGCGAUGGCGCUGAGGAGGAGGAGGAUGAUGAUGAUGAUGGUGGCGGGGAUGAUAAUGAAGCAGAUUCAGAAACCCAAAAAAAUGAUGAAAAUGGGAAUGAAGAACAUAGUGAAAAAUCAAGUGAAGCUGAUAAUGAUGAAAAUGAUAGUGUUGACGAUGACACAAGUGGUGGUGAUGAUGAUCAAAACCAAGUUGAUUCAAGCUCUAAAAGCAAGUCUGUUGAGGAAACCCAAGACACAGGGGACAAAGAAUAGGCUUAUAUGUUUAGGGGUUACUUUCUGCUCCAAUUGUAUGAUUUUAGCGACGAUAUUGGUAAUAGUUUUUAAUAAAGUUUUCGAUGACAUUUGUCUGCAUAAACUAUAUCAUCGUG
Linum tenue is the source of this 3773-nucleotide messenger RNA. NCBI's taxonomy places the organism in Eukaryota, Viridiplantae, Streptophyta, Magnoliopsida, Malpighiales, Linaceae. The record is from the annotation of a GenBank genome assembly.